This is a messenger RNA of Biomphalaria glabrata, 2182 nucleotides long. RefSeq lists its product as uncharacterized. Bases 44 to 1261 code for a protein of 405 amino acids. The transcript has a single exon. Lineage: Eukaryota; Metazoa; Mollusca; Gastropoda; Planorbidae. The record is from RefSeq and is a predicted model, not a curated record.
AAAGCAUUUUGAGUUAGCAACUGUUUACAUCGACGCUGUCAAAAUGGCGACGCCCAUUGAUGUGGUCAUGGACCUAGAGCUAGUAGACAAUCUACAAUCAUUUUGCAUUGAAUGUGAAAAUAAACUUGUGGAUUUUUGUAACAUUGCAGACGACAAUGAAAAGUUAAAUCAGUUUCUUUGCGAUCAUGGUGUUUUACCUAAAGCCAAAAAUUGUCCAAAUUGUGGAACUCCUAUGAAACUUAAUGUCGAUAAUCAAACGUUUAAUUGUUACAAACGUUAUAUCGUUAAGAAAAAUAAAAAAAAGCCCAUGCAUAUGAAGUGUAGAAAGAGUGUUUCUCAGAAUUCAGAUACGAUGUUCAGCAAAGUUAGUGUACCACGUUCAACAGUGUGCAAACUGGUUGCUUUUUGGGCACUGAUUCCUCCCCCUAGACUGGAACUAAUGCACAUCGAGCUUUCCAUUUCCUCAAAGACGUGCAUGCAAUGGUGCAAAUUUUUAAGAUCAAUUUGUGAAUGUCAUAUACUUCAAACACGAAAAAUGUUGGGAGGAGUAGGCAAAAUUGUAGAAAUUGAUAAGAUGAAACUUUCUGGCUCCAGUGACAAAAGUAAAUCUGAGUGUUCAUGGAUUUUUGGUGGAAUAGAACAACAGACCAAACAUCUUUUUCUCAUACCUCUUGUAACUUGUGAUAGAAAAUCGCUAUUGCAAGCAGUAAAAAAUAACAUUCUAGAAGGAACAACAGUAGUAAGUAAACAUGGCUGGAAAAGUUUAGGCAGCCUAGAAAAAGAAGGUUAUGUUCAUUUGUUUGUAGAUAAUAAAACAAACUUUGUUGAUCCAACCACAGGAGCACACACCCAGACCAUUACCAGAUUAUGGAGAGAAGUCAAAUCAAAAUUACCUAAAUUUGGGAGCCCAAAGAAGUACAUAAAUGGAUAUUUGGCAGAAUUCAUAUUCAAACAUAUGUAUCCUAAUUACUUGACACGAAUCCAUCAUAUAUUUACUGCCAUUGCUAGUUCAUAUUCGUCUGCUAACCACAGCAGUCAUUCAGAAAACACUUGUGAAAUAUCUCAAAGAAGCAGUACUAAUAUUUGCCUAGAUCUUGAGUCUCAUACUUUAGUUUGUACUGAUGAAAGAAACACUUCAAACAAUUCAAAUGAACAAAUAUCAAACAAGAAUCUGAUCAUUGUAGAUGAUAUUGAUAAUCAUUCAACUUGUUUGAUUGAAAUGAUUACUACCGGUACUACCAAUUCCAAUGCUCACUAUUAGAGCUCUGCUGGGAUUUUGUGUGACUUAGCAUGCUUCUUUAAUGCAUUAACUGUGGUAGUAUUAUUCUAACAAGGACCAAUACAUUUCAAAUGUCCUCCACAAAUGACUUUGGAUUGUUCCCUUUUUUUGUGUGUGCCAGUUUGUUAAUAUGCUUGACCAACUUGUUAACAAUGUAUUGAUAUAUAUAUGGCUCCUUCUGUCUCAAAAGACAAUAGAUGCUUCCAGAAGAAUCACUGGUUUUGGUUAGCCACUUUGCAGCAGCACUGGGCCUUAAAUUAAGGGGGUCAUGGGUGACCCAUGCGUCAUUGUCCCUCUCUUGACUCUGGACCUUGCUAUUGUAAUCCAAAGGAAUGCUUUGACAUUUAGCAUGAUCUUAGUAGCAGAAGCUGCCAGUCUAAGGAAUAUAUGAUAGUUGAUACUCCCAAUGCCUAAGGGGCUUCACAUUAAAUUUUUCCUAGAGUAUGUCUCCUGAAGCCUUAGUGCAAGUACAUAUUGAUAUUAGCAUAAUAAAAUGUAUCAUUAAUUUUUUUUUUCAUUUUGAUUUUUUUUUCAACAACAAUUAGUGUUUUGUUUUCAAAUUAUAAUUAACACAUUUUAAGAUACUCUAUAUCAUAAUUUUUUAUUCAAUUAAGAAUCAAUAUCAUACUGGAAUUAAUAAAAUGUAAGCUAGGUUUUUAUCAUGUUUGUAUUAGAUACAUAAUGGUUAAUAAUAAUAGUCUUAAUAAUGAUACAUGUACUUUACAUGUUUAUUGUCUUUUUAAAAUUUGUUUGCAUGACUUACUUGUACUUUUGAAAGCCUCCAUUUUGAUUAUUUAUAGCAAUUAUACCUGGCAUCAUAAUGUAAUGUACCUAAUUAAUGCAUUCAUGAUCUAAUUAUAUAGGUACCGGUAACUCUGUAAAUUAAAAUUUAAACUAUUAUUU